UGAUUGACUUAGGUUUACUAUGAAUAUCUUAUUUUGUGUCUCAUAAAAUCAUAAAUAAUGCCUUUGCCUUAGGACCCUUUAUUGCACCAAAUUUAACCGAUUAAAACCGCAAAUAAAUAAACAAAAACCUGCCACAUGAAUCCAAUAAAAUCCACCUACCCUCCACUGCCGUUGCCUUCACGAGUGCUUCAUUUGUGACCCGUUUUUCUCUUCACCCCUCCUCCACCCCAUGCAUGAGUCCCCAUUACUUCCUUUGAUAUAGGGAUUCUCCUUUGACUUCAAUUGCAACCCUCAACAGAUAUCCCUAAUUUAUUACUCCCUUCAUUUUCACAACAAGUUGCAAAGACAUCACAAGCAGAAGAACAACAAAACAAAACACAACACUGCACAAACCGAGUGUUGACUGUGUUUUGUGGGGUACCUUAACCCUCCUCCCAAAAUCUCAUUUUUAAGUUCAAAGCUCGAGCCUUUCAUAAAAAAUAAUCUACCCUUUUCCUCAUUUAAGCAAACCACACUGACUUCACUCCCUUCUCACAAUGCCGAGUCAGUCCGAGUCACCCGGCUACUCACUGAGUCAACUCGCUCAGAACAUGUUCUCCGACGACAACAACAGCAACAUCAUGCUCGCAGCCAUAGUUUCGUUGCUCCUAGUCAUCCUCUUCGUCCUCCUACUCCACGUGUACGCCAGGUGGUUCCUGUCUCAGGCGCAAUUACAUUCCCACACUCGCCGGCGGCAAUCUCCGGCGACCGUCUCCGGCGUUCUGGAACCUUCUCAUUUCCACAGCAUCAACAUAGAAUCCUCACCCACGUGCACCAAAGGCCUCGACUCGGCGACAGUUUCGGCGAUUCCCAUGUUUGUGCACGGAACAGAGAAAACAGAGGAAUCAGGGGAAACAGGAGAAACAGAGGAAUUGGAAUGCGUUAUUUGUUUGAGCCUCAUUGAAGAGGGUGAGGUUGGAAGGAGUUUGCCAAAGUGUGGACACGCUUUCCACGUGGAGUGCAUUGACAUGUGGUUGAGUUCGCACUGCAAUUGUCCAAUUUGUAGAGCUCCUAUUGUGGUGGUGAGUAGCGAUUCUGAAUUGGGUUCUGUUGAUAGUGAUGGUGAUGGUGUGUUUGAGAUUGUGGUUGUUACUCCGGGUUAUGAGAUUAGUGAGAGUGAGCGUGAGGAUGAUGGUGAUGGCGAUUCUGUUCCAGAAACUUUUUCAUCUUUGUUGGGUUGCUCUUGGAAGAGAUUGCUGAGUAAAGUUUUUGUGUCAUCUGAUGUAAUGGUUCACAAUGAAAUAUGAACUUUUGUCAAUGUUUA
Molecule: messenger RNA, 1303 nt
Organism: Cajanus cajan (pigeon pea)
Lineage: Eukaryota; Viridiplantae; Streptophyta; Magnoliopsida; Fabales; Fabaceae
Product: RING-H2 finger protein ATL40
Biological process (GO): protein ubiquitination
Molecular function (GO): transferase activity
Source: RefSeq, a predicted model, not a curated record